UACCCAAAUCGGACCCCAGGAGUUGAUAGCAACCAUGGGCAACGACACCGACACCGAUCACAAGGGGCCUAAAACCCCAGUCACCCCCAUGUCAGUUGAUCCAGAUGCAGUCACGAAGAGCUCUCUACAAGCUAUUGAGUGGGCGGAUCAGCGUAGGGUCAUGGACAUUGUGGACAAGCUUCGUCGCACCGGUUUGAGCGGAGUGGUGGAACUGCCUCAGCUCAUUGUGUGCGGUGAUCAGUCGUCUGGGAAGACGAAAUUCAAGGGGUUCACCAAGUCGAUCCAGAACUUUGAUCAGCUCCCGGAUGUGAUUGAAGAAGCGACUCUCGCCAUGGGCCUAGGUUUUGUAGGCGGUAUCAGCUCCAGAGCGUUUUCUCGCGAUGUGCUGUCUGUUGAGAUUACGGGUCCUAGUAGGCCUCAGCUGACUCUUGUUGAUCUUCCUGAUCUUAUUCAUGCGACAAACAAGGCCCAGACGGAAGCGGACAAGGAACUGAUUCUGGACCUCGUUAGCCAGUACAUGAAGAACCCGCGCACCAUCGUCCUGGCUGUAGUGAGUGCAAAGAACAACUUCGCCAACCAAAUCAUCCUCGAUCACUGUCGCAAGAUCGAUGAGCAAGGCCGUCGCACUCUCGCCAUCAUCACCAAACCAGACUUUCUUCGCGAGGGCACCGACAACGAACUGCCUCGCGAAUGCAUAGGCAUCACCUCCCUCCACGAGCGUCUCAGCAAAGUUCUACUACACCACCUAAUCCGAGAGCUACCAUCACUCAAGGAAGAAAUGAUGACCAAGUACCGCGCCACACUGGAUGAAAUAUCCAAUCUGGGCGAAAAACGCAACACCAGCUAUGAACAACGAGUAUUCCUCAUGAAAAUUAGCAUGAAAGUAAACGAUAUCUUGAAAUCAGCUACAAAGGGGUAUUACGAGUCGCCCUUCUUCGGGACCAUCAACAAAGACGCCGCCGUCGACUCUUCAGAAAACAUCCGUAGAUUCCGCGCCGUGGUCCAGCACCUCAACAUGGGUUUCGCAAAGGACAUGCGACUUCGCGGCCACGUGGGUGAAAAAAAAACACUCGAGCGCUCCCGCGGCUACGAACUCCCCGGUACCUUUCAACCCGUGCUCAUAUCCCGGCUCUUCUGGGAGCAAUCCUUACCCUGGGAGGGUCUCGCGUCGCUGCACAUAUCCAACGUGGCGCAAGUGUGCCGCGACUUCAUCGACGUGGUACUUGCCGACUGCGUCCCGGAGGAGUUCAAGGAGCGGCUUGUAGCACUGAAUGUGGAUGCGGCGCUGAGCAAGUCGCUGGGGGAUGCGAAGGAGGAGUUGGCCAAGGUGAUAAGAGAUAAGGCGAGGCAUCUGUCGACGUAUAAUCGUUAUUUUACGUCGACGAUUCAGAAGAUGCGGCUCAGGAAGCAUCAGGCGCUUACCAAGGCUGCGACAUCUGCCUCGGAGAAGGCCGAGGAUUACAAUGAUGACAAUACUCGUUAUUUUGUUGAUCCGGUUGAGUUGGCGGCGCAGUUGGAGCAGUCGAUCGAGUUGGAUAUAGAUACUUUUUCGAGCCAGGAGGCGCUGGAUAUGCAGCGGGCGUAUUAUAAGGAUGAGUUGGGGUACUUCAUCAAUACUGUCGCAAAGUCGGUUAUCGAGCGGCAUUUGGUGGAGCCGCUACCUGAGAUCAUCCUCUCUCCGCUGGUGGUGACACAGAUGACAGAUGAGCAGGUUGAGUAUGUGGCUGCUGAGCCUCUCGAGUUGACUCAGUAG
Molecule: messenger RNA, 1753 nt
Organism: Bipolaris sorokiniana ND90Pr
Lineage: Eukaryota; Fungi; Ascomycota; Dothideomycetes; Pleosporales; Pleosporaceae
Exons: 5
Coding region: 35-1753 (572 amino acids)
Cellular component (GO): cytoplasm; membrane; microtubule
Molecular function (GO): microtubule binding; GTPase activity; GTP binding
Source: RefSeq, a predicted model, not a curated record